This is a messenger RNA of Planococcus citri (citrus mealybug), 5281 nucleotides long. RefSeq lists its product as uncharacterized. The record is from RefSeq and is a predicted model, not a curated record. Gene Ontology annotation, cellular component: ribonucleoprotein complex; cytoplasm; nucleus. Bases 168 to 2549 code for a protein of 793 amino acids. NCBI's taxonomy places the organism in Eukaryota, Metazoa, Arthropoda, Insecta, Hemiptera, Pseudococcidae. Gene Ontology annotation, molecular function: ATP binding; RNA helicase activity; RNA binding. The transcript is spliced from 11 exons.
AGAUUUAUUUUGUGAUAUUUAUGAUUGGUUGAUGUUGAUGAUGUGUAUCUUUUAUCUAUCUCGCAGUCUCCAUUUUAUUUUAGUUUUAGAUUUCUAAUUUAUUGUACUCCAAUAUUUAGACGAAAGUGUCGAGUUAAUUUUUGUUCCAUCUUGAAAAUUACGAAAAGAUGAAUGAUAUCCAUAUGUCCCAACCACCUUAUUAUAGAACUAGAUAUUGGAUCGGACAACAUAAUGUCAAUUACACGAUGCCAACUUACAAUACUUACCCCAUGAAGUCGAAUGAUUUUAAGCAAACAUUAUCUAAGCCGAACUGGAGUAAAAAGAAUCUAUCGUCUUUCCCGAAAAAUUUUUACACGCCCCUACUCCAAAGAAGUGAUGAGGAAGUAGAAGAAUAUUGUAAACAAAUGGAAAUUACAGUAAAAGGCGAUAAUGUACCUAAACCAUGUCAGACUUUCGAAGAAACCGGAUUUCCUCCAGAGAUAAUGCAGAUAAUGACUCAGGGUUUCUCAAAACCGACUGCGAUUCAAGCACAAUCGUGGCCGAUCGCUCUAAGUGGUCGUGAUUUGGUGGGAAUUGCUCAUACUGGAUCUGGAAAAACUUUAGCCUACAUGAUGCCCGCUGCAAUUCAUAUUACACAUCAAAAAAGUGUUAGCAAAGGGGAAGGGCCUAUUGUUUUGAUCUUAGCACCUACGAGGGAAUUGGCUCAACAAAUUCAAACCGUCGCCAAUAUGUUGGAAAAUUCCAAUAUUCGAACUACCUGUUUAUUUGGUGGUACUCCUAAAGGACCUCAAGCUAGAAACUUGGAACGUGGUGUCGAAAUAGUUAUCGCCACCCCUGGCAGAUUAAUUGAUUUUUUGCAACGUGGCGCUACGAAUUUAUUCCGAUGUACGUAUCUAGUGCUAGAUGAAGCGGACAGAAUGUUGGAUAUGGGAUUUGAACCUCAAAUUAGGACUAUUAUUGAACAAAUCAGGCCCGACAGACAAGUAUUAAUGUGGUCGGCUACUUGGCCUAAGGAAGUUCAAGCUUUAGCCGAAGAUUUUCUGACAGAUUACGUUCAUAUUAACAUUGGUUCGUUGGAGUUGGCGGCCAAUCACAAUAUUCGUCAAUUAGUUCACGUUCUACAAGAGCAUGAAAAAGAUCAGAAGUUAUUCACGUUACUUCGACAAACUUCUACCGAACCUGGUUUCAAAGCUUUAAUAUUCGUAGAAACUAGAAAGAAAGUAGACGAUAUGACUGCCGAAAUUCGCAAACAAGGGUAUCAAGCUAUAAGCAUGCAUGGCGAUAAAUCGCAGCAAGAAAGAGACGCCGUCUUAUCUGAAUUUAGAAGUAAUAAAGCACCUAUCUUAGUGGCAACUGAUGUAGCUGCGCGUGGUUUAGAUGUGGAAGAUAUUAAAUACGUGAUAAACUACGACUAUCCGAAUACGUCGGAAGAUUAUAUCCACAGAAUUGGUCGAACUGGUAGAGUAACGCAAAGUGGCACAGCCAUUACUUUCUUCACGCCAGAUAAACAAAGACAAGCGAAAGAUUUAAUAGCCGUCUUAAAAGAAGCCGAUCAGCAGGUUAAUCCCAAUUUGAUUGAAUUAGCCAGUGUGGCCAAAAGUAACGUCCCGAGCCGAGUACGUUGGCAAAAUCGUCACCAAAAAGAGAACCACGAUGGAUCCGGUAACAAUCGUUAUCAAAACAAUAAUAACAUCAACAAAAACCACAACAACAUGAAUAAUAACAACAACGGGUACAAGAAGAAUUACAAUAUGAAUACGACCGGUAAGAUGGAUUACAACAAUUCGCCAAACAAUGGCAUGAAUUCCGCCAACUCGAUUUAUAACGCGCAAAAUUCGUACGUCAAUAACGGAGGAUCAACGAUGAAGUACGAAAAAUACGGCAGUCCGACGUCCAAUUCGAAUUUCAUCGGUGGUAAAAAUCCAUCGUAUCAAUAUCGUAACAACAACGAUAAAACUACUCGUAAUUAUCAGCAACCGUAUAUGCAUAAUGUGCAACAAGGACAGUACAUGCAACCAGCGAUGUCUUAUUAUGGUGGCUAUAACGGCGCGGAAGGUAAAGAAUAUCACCACGGCGCACCAUCGAACGGAGCCGUCAACAACAGGUACUACUAUCAAGGAACAACGACCAACGCCAGAAGCCCGAAUAACGCUAUGUCGUACGACGGACAACGUUACAAUUCUCGUAACGCCAACGGAGCAGCAGCCACGAUUUACAGUACGGCUCAACCGGUUCAAAUGAGCGCCGCAACCAACGGAAUACCGGCUGGCGCAGCUGCCAAUAUAUACGCUGCUGCAGCGGGACCACAGUCUUCAUCGACAUCGUACAUGAUUAAUCAUCGCAAUGGCAACACGGCGAAUUCCACCGAUCCGGCCGUUCAAUCUUUGAUUAAUCAUAAAUUCUUCCAACCGAAUAACAUGGCAACAGCGCCUCCGGCAGCUGGGGCUGGGCCGAACGCUUGCGCUUUUCAAUACCAGCCGGUAUCGUAUUCGCCGUACCACGCUUACGGACAAAUGCCCUACAAUCAGCCGCAAGCUGUUCCCGAGUAAGCACCUAGUAACUUCAAAAGUUUAUUCAUUCCUCGCUUCUUUAUUUCUUUUUUGAAAAUUCGCAGCUCCUCUUGUUACUACAACCUUUAAUUAUCUCUAUUUCCUUUUCAUAUUCAACAAUAGUUUUGAUUUCAAUUUUUCAUGCAUGAUGCGAGUAUUUUCGCUUCUUUUUUUUCCGGCGUUUCGAAAUUUAUUAGUGUUGAAAAUUUACGUGUCAAAAAAAGCAAAUGAGUGAAUUAUUUAUCAUUUCGAAAGAACGCAUUACGUUAGAAUUCACGUUUCACAUUAACCAUUUGAGCGAUAAUUUUUUUUUCUCGAAGUUGCGAAUGAAAUAUAGUACAUAUAUAAGUUUACGAGGUUUUUUUUUAUUAUUAUUUUUAAUUCACUAAAUAACGCUAAUAUCGUAAUAAAGGUGUUUGGCUUUUAAUUUUCAUUUUUCAUAUAGUACUGAUGAAUAAGGUGUAUAUUAUGAAUUCAGUACAUUAUUUAUUAUGUAUGUAAUUAGGGACUGUAUGCAGUAUGAAAUGCACACUCGUUUUAUUAAUCAAUUUUCGUUUCGUUUCGUUUUGUUUUCUCUACUUGAUGUCUCUUUUCCCUUUUUUUUCUUUGUCAAGUGUUAAUUUUGUGUACCUUGGUAAAAAAAAAUUUUUACCGGAACGAAUUCCAUUAGAUUAGGUUUUUCGAUGUUUGUACGACGUUACUCUUUUUUUUUUUACAAAAAAAGUGAGAAAAAGAGGUCGUAACGAAAAGAGUAUGUGGUGAAUGUAGUGGUUUGAAAAGAUGUUUUCACUCUGAAUAGCGCACUGCCCUUAAUCGAUGUCGUUAACUUUUCAACGACGAUAUACUAUAGAGUUACGUAUUUUUACAAAAUGUAAUUACCAUUUAUAUUCCACGUAUUACUUUUUGCCCAAUUUUUUUUUUUUUUUUUUUUUUUUUGUUUUCUGCUGUUUUUUUGUUAUUCUUUCUUUUCUCUUUUAUAUUCCUGUAAUUUGUAAAUACUUUUUUUUUUUGUUUUUCGUUGUUUCUUUUGGGCUAAAUAAUGAAGAUGAGAAAUUUUCAAAGCUGUUCCAGUUCAGAUCGUUAAGAUUUCUACAAAUGGAAAAAAAAUCUUGUUAAUUAUUAGAGAUGAGUUUUUAAACGAUCUCGAGAGACGUGAUUAUUUGCGCAUGUUACCAAUUGAUCGUAAUUCUGGACAGCACACAAUUUAUCGAUGUUCCUUCGUUUGUAAAUUUUGCAUUUCUACGAGAAAAAUUUAUUAAAGUGAAAAAAUUCUAAAAGUUGUUGCAAUCUUGGUUCCUUAUUAAACAAUUUUUCGCGGUAUUUUUGUGUCGUUUUCUCUGUUUUCUUUCUAAAAAAAAAAAGGAAAAAAAACUUGUAUAAUUAUGCGUGUGCUUUAACGUAUUUAGUAUACCAAUGUAAGAAUUACCAUACACGGUGACGAUUUUACCACGCCGAUUUAAAAAAAAAAAAAAUGUCUCCAAGCGACAACUCUCUCGUUUUAAUAUACAUUUUUAUCUAGUCAUGUUCACGUUACACGCGAAGAGUAAUAUUGAGGGAACGCGUUUUCUAAUAUUAUAUAUUGGAGAAAAAUGAAGAAUUCUAAACGAGUGAAUUUUUUUUAGAAAUAAUAGAGAUACGGUUUUGUAUAUGUUUUUGUUUUUCCUUCUUUUCAACACUAUUGACCGAAGUGUUGGUGACAUAAUGCGAUGUGUAAUCCCUUCGUCUCUCUAAUUUACUCGAUAAGGAUUAAUCCUCGUUUCUUUUUAUGGUGUACUGAGUUAUGUAUUUUUUUUUAUAUAUGUAGGUAUUAUUUAAAUUUCGUACUACGAAGCCGGAACGCUACACGUGUUUAAUUUUUUACAUCUUACUGUGAUAUUAUUGAUAAGGUAUAAAUUGUACAUGUAUUUAAGUACGAAUUUAUACUGAAGCGAAUUAGAAUUUUUAUUGCGAAUUUAAUGUUUAGAGAGGGUCAGAAUAUCACGACUUGAAUAAAAUUCGUGUUACCUAACAAUUUCGGCUAGUAAAUAAUUGUUAAAUGCGUGUCCAAUCAUUCGCAUUUGUAUGUGUGUGUGUGGUGUUUUUUUUCUCCAUAAAAGUACGACGAUUACGAUUAAUCGGGGAUUUUCUUUAAAACUGUUUCUAGUACCAAUGUACACGUACGCAGGGUUUUUUUCUAGGAAAAAAUAAAACAACAAAAAAACUUUCAAAAUUUUUUACGUUUACUGAACCGCGCGAAAAAUAGUCGCAUUGAGUAGUGAGUCGAUGCAAUUGGUUCACACAUCCUAAUUUUUUUUGUUUGUUGUUUUCUUUUCUUUUCAAUUCACGUAAUAAGACUGACUUCUUAAAGAUAUUCAUUUGUGUGCGUUCGUUUUAUAAAUUCUAUAAAUUGAGUAGGAUUUUUUGAACUGCUGAAACGUGUUUUUUUUUCCUCGUUAAAUAUCGAAAUCUUAUUGUAGCGGGCAUUGAAUUAUCGGUUUUCAGUAUUUUUCAAACGUACCUUCAUUAUUGAUUUAAGAUUAUAUUUUUCCUUUGUUUAUGAAAAAAAAAAAUGCGCACGAAGAGACCGUGUGUUUAAUUUUAUUUAGUUUUUUUUUCUUUUUUUUUCCUUUUUUUUUUUGAUGUAACAGGAAUAUAAUUAUAGGUAAUUUGUUUUUGUAAUUCCUUCCUUUGUUAAAAGCCAAGUAAUUUAUGUGCAUUUCUUAUACCAAAUACAGUAUUUUAUUUUUGUGCAA